UUGAACUUUCUGUGAGGUGCCUAGCCUGUUUCUGUGAAGUGGGGUCCAUCUGGUCUUACCAUCAGUAUACUCUAGGCUCUGUUUACACUGGCUAACUGUACCCCUGCUCUGUCCUUCAAGUCUUAGUAAUACUCGCUCUGAGGGGAUUUACUCAAAGUGCUGGAGUUCCAGUUCUGGUGUUUUUUUUAUUUGUAGAGCUUUGGUUUGAGAUUGAGUUCAGUAACUGGAAUCAAGAUUUUCUUUCUUUGUGGAUCAAGUAACAGUUUAUGUUUGUGGGUGGAGAAGUUUAAGGAAACAGAUUCUGGAGGGAGUCUACAGAAUUCACUGUACAUAUACUAGUGUGGUACAGCUGGAGGGCGGAUUAUUUUACAUAACAUUCGUAGCUCGUGACCUAAAUCUCACAGAAACAGGCGGAACAAUUCCUUAGGACACAUCGAGAUUAUCUGGAAUUUAGAAGCUGACGGCCAACUGAGACAAAAUAUGUUGUGUAUGCUGGGGAACUUGCAUCCAGAAUGAAACUUUUCGGAAUUGUUGGAUAGUUUAUUGGAAUCACUACUUCCGGAUCCUUCAGGACUUUUUAUCACUCAAGUCAUUCCAGACCAGCUGAUUUACACAAUGAAGUUGAGACAGUGUGAUGUGUUAUGUGUCGCGGCCGUCCUCUGUUUGUGUGCCAUUCUGGUAACAUCUGCAAAAAAGUUAAAAGCACCUUCCUGGCGCCAAGACUCAGCACCCUCUGCUAAUGAUGCCAUUAUAGCUAGGACAGAGGGCAGUAGUGUUCGUCUUAACUGUGGUGCCAAUGGAAAACCCAGACCUACCAUCGAGUGGUUCAAAAAUGGGGAAAGAUUUGAUACCAAAGGAAGGAAAAAGUCACGAGAACACAGGUAUUCCUUAAUCAUGAAUGGUGCUACAAUGGAAGACAAUGGAGAUUACAAGUGUGUAGUAACCAACGAAGCAGGGGUCAAAGAGUUCACGUUCAGAGUGGAUAUUGUCAGCCUCACAGAACAAUCCGUUGACCUUGACAUUGAGGCUCCGCAGAAUGUGACUGUGCAGGAAGGAGAGGAUGCCAUGUUUAUCUGUCGCGCCCGAAAUGUUCCUGAUGCCACGAUCCAGUGGGUUAAAGCUAACAAUGGGUCAACCACAGACGACCAUCAUACUCAGCAUCUGACUCCUAACUCUGAAGGAGAAUUAAUUUUCACCAGCGUCCAACCAAGUCAGUCUGGUAAAUACACAUGUUGGAUCGGAACGUAUUACACAAUCAUUGACCGCCACGUCUGGCUGAAUGUAAUACCAAAUCCAACAACAACGACCACCACGACAACGACAACAACUACGCCCACGACAACAACCACACCUGCUCCGACAACAAGCACAACAAGUACAACAAGCAGCACAACAACAACACCGCCGGCACCAACAACCAUGGCUCCCACAACAACGACCUUCCGUGACACGACCUUUGACUUUGGUGACCUUGAUGAUUUUGACAACAUGGGUAAUGAAAAGAAGCGUAAGAAGGAUAAAAAGAAAAAGAACAAGAAAAACAAGGAUAAGAAAAAUAAAAAGAAUAAGGAUAAAAAGAGAAAAAACAAGAAAGACAGAGAAAGGAAGAAGCAACAGAGGGAACGAACAAGAAUUGAGGAAGAUUUAUACUCUCUUGACCCUAAUGUUGUGGACAGAUAUAACAUCCCCGACUUUUCUAACUAUGGUGGUUUGGAAAACUUCCCCAAGGAGGACCAAUAUGAGUUUGACAACGAGCUUCCCUCCACACCUGAACCUUAUGAUAACCAAGGAAAUGAGAAUGGAGGUAUGGACUACAAUCCUAGCGAUGAAAUGGAUCUCGUCCGUAACCAUGAUAUAUCUGUGAGCUCAUCGUCUGAUGGAAAGGACCAGAAAAAAGCAACCAAACAAAAAGAUCUUAGCAUGAUGACUAUUUAUAUCAUCGUUGGCUCAGUGGCAGGGGGCGUCCUGUUGGUGGGCCUAGUAGCAAUAAUUGUUGCCGUUUGUUGUAAUCGGAUAGAAGAUGGAGGAUAUAAAUCAACGUCUGUGUAAGGCCACUGAAGGGAGAUAACCCUCUCAAAGGGUUGCAAUAUAUAAGGGAGGUAAUUGUUAAUCCUGCUGAUAUAUUGGAUGAUUGGAUGUCCACUGAAGAUACCUUAUCAUUUCUCUGUAAACAUAUGAGAUGAAAUUCAACGAAAGAGAGAUUGCUUCAAAUCUUGACGAUUGAUAAUUAAGGAGAUCAAUUGUCAAACAAAAUAUAUGAAGACAAAUCAUUUUGGUAAUAUUUUUAUAUUUCAUGUUUCUGAAUAUCACAGAGCUUGACUCUAAUCAGUCUUAGUUUGUUCUAUUGCUCUUCAGACGGGAUUAUUGGGAUAUAAAUAAAGGGGAGAUAACUGAUGUUGUGACUGAACAAUACUGACUUCCUACCGGAUGUGUUCAUACUGUAAAGCUGUCCCCAUCUGUAGACUUGAAGCAAAGUUGGGAUUUAGUGUGAUGUGGAAACUGAGUUAUGUGUGUAGACUGUAAUGAAUGAAGGGUCCGAUGGACUGUAUAUGACAUCACUCAAGGUCGUAAAGAGUUCAACAUUCAGUUGCAUCAUCUGCUGAUUGAUAUAUAUACAUGUACAUUUAUAUAUAUAGAAUGAUGUAAUGUAUUAGAAAUAUUUGCAUAAUAAUAUCAUGAAUAUUCAUUAGUACAGUGGUUAAUGCAUAUUCAUUUGUUGUGACUAAAGAAAAAAGUUGAAAAUGGACACGGAAUAUCUCGUUUCUAGUUGUACACACUGAUGGAAGUUGACCAAAGAAUUUUAUAUUGAUAUGUGCAAUAUAUAGACCAAAAUAUUGUGUUUAUAUUUCUGGAAUGUGGAAUUAUUAAUUCUGAACAUUCAUCAAAUUCAAGUUUUAUUUUUUAAAACUAUUCAUGCUGGAAUUUGUGUCCUUCAUAUGCUCCUUAAGAAGAGGUCAUGCCGUGAGUUUAAGUGUACAUCGUAUCAAAUGCCAUUAAUCAUAUUGAUCCUCCUGUAAUUUCAAAAUUGUCGGAAAUUCUCAAAUACGAGAGAUGAGAAAAUUUUGAAGUUGAGUGGGAGCCACAAACCCGAGGUAACGAAGUAGUUACCAGAGGAAAGCUUUAUUCUGUAUUAUCACUUAAGGUAAAUGGUGUAGAAAAUCAACUACUUGUACAUGUUGCAUGCAUGUAUAGUUUUCAUCAGCCAUUCUCAUCAUCGUCAAACAUUCUUGUCCAAAGAAGGUGCAAGAUUUCGCCUCAGAUGUUGUAAAAGAUCAGAACAGUUUUUUUGAAAGUUGCAUUCUUCGUAAGAACUCGAAAUACAUUUUUUAUACAUUUGAGAAAAAAUGCUGAAAUUUAAAAACCUGUCAUGAUUUGAACAUUUCAAAGGAGAAACAAAUCAGCAAGACUUGCUGAGAUACAAAACAUUCAAACUAGCAAGCCUUAUAUUUAGGUUUAAGAUUUGGUUGAUCCUCACAACAGGAUUUUUUGUAUUUACGUUCCCAGCCCCAGUCUCCACAUACCCUCCCGUGGCCACUUGUUAAUUAUCCAUUUGUGAUUAGGUACAACUUUAGCAGUUGUUGUUGUAGUUGUAUAGUUAUUGUUAAGAUUAGUUGGUGCUAAGACUUGAUUUUGUUAUUGUAUGUGUACAUGUAUAAGUCUAAAUAAAAUAAACCUAUAUGUAACAGAGGUUUUGAUUGGACCAGAGAAUCUGGAAAUAACACAGAAAUAAAUAAAUCUCAUGGGUCAUUUCAACACUAUUCUCUGAAAAUGUUUAUAUGAUCACUCAAUAAUUGUGUAAGAAACAUAAGAAAGUUAAUUAAUUCCUUAGUGGCCCAGUUAUCUAUUCCAAGGGUUGAGAUAUCUUUUCCAUGUCCUCAAGGUAAUUAACGAUUUAGAUAGUGUUCCUCCUGAUCUGCCUUGACUAUACAAACUGACAGAGAUAAUGGUACGGUUUGAAAGACUCCUUAGUCCAAUAUUUGGUUUCUAGUCUGUGUUGAAGUGCUUCUGGAUUUAUUCCCGUCUUUUAACCUUCCAUAUUAGUUCCACGUAUUGUAUCAUUGCCACAAAGAAAAUGUGACGGAUGUUUUUUUACUUUUGACUUGUUAUAUGAUGGAAUAGCAUGUAUUGUCUCCCAAGCUGAGGAAUCAAAACUUGCCGCAGUACUUCAAAUUAUGAAAAUGGUUUGAGAUAAUUUCAUAAUAUAUUUUCAAAUUUGUGUAUGUUGUAUCAUAUAUUGGAGAUUUACAGUUUUACAGACGUUACGAUGUUUUUCAAUCAAUACAUUUAUAUUCAAACUAAAAAUGAUUCUUAUUUCCGCAUGCUUGCGGUUCCUUUUGGAUCAUGUUACAUUUUAAAGAAACUGAUUUAUCAGAUAGCAGAACAGCCACUUUGUGGGAACAAGGUUAUGUUUUCUAUAACUACCAUUUCAGCCCUACAAAAACAAUUUAUCUGAAACCAUUUAGGAAUUGUGGUUAAAGUUUGAAUUGGAUAUAGGACAAUGAUUGGUGCCCGAUUAUACCGACAGUAGAACAGGAGGUCCGGGAACAGUUUCCUAUUGAAAGUCAUUCAGUGUUAUAGUUAUUUGUGUUACGUUUUAGUGACAUUUUGAGUAGGUAGGUUUAUCUAGGGGCUGUACAACAGAUGUGUAAAUAUUUACAGUAUAUACUCAUUACAAGUGAUCAUCAAACGCAGGGAUGUAUUUCUACCAAAACAUGUGUAGCAGAACUGGACUGGGUUGAUCUUCGGCGACCAGGUAGAACAUCCGUCUAGAGUUGGGAGGGUCCCAGGUUCAAACCCCGGUCCGGCCGUACAUUUCUUUUUCUCCUGUUACACAUGUUUCAGCACUUCUGGACCUGGAUAACCAAAACAUGUAAAUGCCUCACCUCUCCCGUUCUGUGUAACCAGCAGCAGUGUGACUGAUGUACAUGUUUGAUAUAUAUACUGCGUGUGUUAUAAAGGUUCGUUGAAAAUAACAUCACAGUGCUUUCCUGACAAAGAAAGUUGCAUCGUGAGGUAAAGGUUCACAGAGGUGACUUCCUCAAUCGUGGCAAAAGGAAUAAUGCAAAAAAUAUAGCUUUUCUUAUACACUAUAAAUGUUUUGGUAGAAAUACAUAAUGUAACAUUGUGAUGAUUGUUUUUUAUGUUUACAUAACUUUCAUUAGUUACUAGGUAAUUUUUCAAAUUGUCUUUAUUCUGUUUGAAAAUUACAGGACGUCACCAAGCACCACUUGUUUGGGAACAUCUAUACUCAUCGCCAAUAAAAUAUAAACAUACAUUGUUAGGUGUGUCAGUUAGACUCAUUUACUAUUCAUCGCACUAAAAAUUCUUUGUUAUUGGACAUUAUGAUUUUAUAGUACUUGACAAUCAUCAAAAUGUUUUAUAAUUUUUUUUAAUUUUUUUUUUUAUUUAUAUCGAUGUAUGUAUUUAUAGUAUUUUAGGGGUUUGCUAUAUUGAUUGUUUUUAUGUGUAUUUUGACCUGCCAUUUAUUUAUAGUUUAAAACAAUGAUUGUAUGUUCGGAGGGACAAUUACAUACAGAUUCAACAACAAAUUUUAUGGUAUGGUACAACAAAAAAGUAUCUUUUGACAGCUUAAAGAGUUCCCAUUAAAGUUUGGAACA
This is a messenger RNA of Mizuhopecten yessoensis (Yesso scallop), 5618 nucleotides long. Its product is annotated as fibroblast growth factor receptor 4-like. The transcript is spliced from 8 exons. Lineage: Eukaryota; Metazoa; Mollusca; Bivalvia; Pectinida; Pectinidae. Bases 616 to 2049 code for a protein of 477 amino acids. The record is from RefSeq and is a predicted model, not a curated record.